Molecule: messenger RNA, 3935 nt
Organism: Dendronephthya gigantea
Lineage: Eukaryota; Metazoa; Cnidaria; Anthozoa; Malacalcyonacea; Nephtheidae
Exons: 3
Coding region: 106-3219 (1037 amino acids)
Source: RefSeq, a predicted model, not a curated record
UGAGUUGUCUUCUAAUGGUAUUCUAUGUUUAUGUCUAUAUUCUAACUGAAUAGUAUCACUACUUUGCAAUGGCGCUCCACUAGUGGCAUAAUAGUAGCAUAUGCGAUGGAUCCUGUCAUCUAUAAAAGUGUAGCGAACUUCGUAUUCGGUUUCUUGAUCGUAACAGUACGCAGCUACGUUGCGGCGAAACUGAGAAAUGGUGAUCUGGCCGACAGGAAAAUCGGAGCAAUGUUUGCAAGCCCUCUCGAUAAGAUGCUGGCUAAACUUUUCGAAAUUUCGCAUCAGGAACUUCGCAUAAGUAUAACCCAUUUGAAACAAGGUAUUAGACGUCUCAACCUUGUUCUUGGUGGAGAUAUUUUCUACAGUGCUAGGAAAAGCUCAUCCCAGGUUAAUGUUGUUAAAAUAUCACAUGCAGCAUCAGAAACUGUAAAAGAAGUGCUGGUACACCAUGAGGGAAAUAAAGAUGAUUAUCAAAAGGGACAUAAAUAUGAUUUAUAUUUAAAACGAAAGAAGGAAGCAAUAGAAUCUUUCAAACAGGCUGCUGUUGAAGCUCUGAAGGCAUUAUGUAACAGAGAUUUGGAACCAGAAGAACAUAUUAUUGCAAGUUAUGUGCUUCUUGCAUGUACAAUACUUGGAAACUUAGAUGACCGAGAACAAGCGGUCAUUGACUGCUGGGGGAAUCUUGAAGAACUGCAUGAUAUACCAGCAAUACAUAAAACAUUCUUAGCACAUGCAAAUGGGGGAUGGAGAUCAAGGUUUCUUAAGGAAUCAAGAAAUAAAAUAAUUGAAAGUAUAGUUGACAUCCAUUCCAUCAUUUUUUAUUUUAUCUCAAAGUUUUCAGAAAAAAGAAUUGGUGUUUUAGAUUGGCCUAUGGUGGGAUGUGAUACACUGGCUAUUAACCCAAUUCUUUACCAGGAAACAAAGUUAUAUUAUAAUCUGAAGGAUAAGAAAGAAGAUCACCCAAGCCUUUGGCAGAGUAACAAACUUAAUGAUAAGGAAAUUCCAAAUCCAAGUCUAAAUUGCUCUUUUGACAGCAAAGGGAAUCUUGUUUGCAUUUUAACCAACAAAGAUGAAAAACAUGUUCUUGGGAAACUUAACUCAACCUCUGGUGAAUUGCAGCAGUUUUCAUCUUCCAUUGAUGUAACAUCUAAAGAUAUUGAAUACUGUUCUGUCGCUGUUGAUGAUGAUGACCAAGUGUAUCUCCUGUCCAGGCAUGAUAGUUGUUAUAAACUAUCAGUUUACACAAAAGAUGGAAUCCUUAGUUAUCAUCGCAGACUGACAUUCCUUAAAGGUCGUGUUCUGUGUUAUCUUGCUGUGACCAAAGAGAAGAAGAUUGUCAUAUGUUGUGAGAAUGACUUUGGAGAGAACAUAGUGUAUUUAUACAAAACGAGUGAAGACCACCCACUGCACAAUGAAGAAUAUACUACCUUAGCUAGGAGCCAUUCAAUCAUGUUACAGAAUGUCGGAUACACUGCAAGGUCAACAACUCAUUCUACCCAACCACAGAGUGAAGAAUCUUCCACCAGAUCUACCAGUCAUUCAACACCACCACAAAAUGAAGAAUCUUCCACCAGAUCUACCAGUCAUUCAACACCACCACAGAAUGAAGAAUCUUCUGCCAGUCAUUCAACACCACCACAAAAUGAUGAAUCUUCCACCAGAUCUACCAGUCAUUCAACACCACCACAGAAUGAAGAAUCUUCCACCAGAUCUGCCAGUCAUUCAACACCACCACAGAAUGAAGAAUCUUCCACCAGAUCUGCCAGUCAUUCAACACCACCACAGAAUGAAGAAUCUUCCACCAGAUCUACCAGUCAUUCAACACCACCACAAAAUGAUGAAUCUUCCACCAGAUCUGCCAGUCAUUCACCACCACCACAGAAUGAAGAAUCUUCCACCAGAUCUACCAGUCAUUCAACACCACCACAAAAUGAAGAAUCUUCCACCAGAUCUACCAGUCAUUCAACACCACCACAGAAUGAAGAAUCUUCCACCAGAUCUGCCAGUCAUUCAACACCACCACAAAAUGAAGAAUCUUCCACCAGAUCUACCAGUCAUUCAACACCACCACAAAAUGAAGAAUCUUCCACCAGAUCUACCAGUCAUUCAACACCACCACAAAUGAAGAAUCUUCCACCAGAUCUACCAGUCAUUCAACACCACCACAGAAUGAAGAAUCUUCCACCAGAUCUGCCAAUCUGCCAGUCAUUCAACACCACCACAAAUGAAGAAUCUUCCACCAGAUCUACCAGUCAUUCAACACCGCCACAGAAUGAAGAAUCUUCCACCAGAUCUGCCAGUCAUUCAACACCACCACAAAAUGAAGAAUCUUCCACCAGAUCUACCACCAGAUCUACCAGUCAUUCAACACCACCACAGAAUGAAGAAUCUUCCACCAGAUCUGCCAGUCAUUCAACACCACCACAAAAUGAAGAAUCUUCCACCAGAUCUACCAGUCAUUCAACACCACCACAAAAUGAAGAAUCUUCCACCAGAUCUACCAGUCAUUCAACACCACCACAAAAUGAAGAAUCUUCCACCAGAUCUACCAGUCAUUCAACACCACCACAAAAUGAAGAAUCUUCCACCAGAUCUACCAGUCAUUCAACACCACCACAAAAUGAAGAAUCGUCCACCAGAUCUACCAGUCAUUCAACACCACCACAAAAUGAAGAAUCUUCCACCAGAUCUACCAGUCAUUCAACACCACCACAAAAUGAAGAAUCUUCCACCAGAUCUACCAGUCAUUCAACACCACCACAAAAUGAAGAAUCUUCCGCGAGGUCUACCAGUCAAACGAAAAGAUUUGCUCUCAAUUUGAAAAAUCAUUCAAUAGAGGGUAUGUUUGUUUCCCGCGAUAAUGAAAUAAUAAUAGCAGCAAUAAAUUAUACUGAAAAAUCACGUGAAGUGUACAUCUACAUCUACUCAGAAGACGGAUAUAGGAAGACGUCUUUAAAAUUUCGUCCAAGUAAAGGUAACAAUUGCUAUUUAAGUAUUUGUUGGGACCAAGAUUCGAAAGACAUAAUUGGUUAUACAGUUUCAAACGAUCGGAUCUUUGUAGAUCAUUUAUCUGUUGAAACUGGUGAAAUUCAUUGUUCCUAUUUAUUAAAUUCAAUGAACUUUCCAGACAAUAUAUCCUCUUUCCAUCUAGUCUGCCAUGCAAAUGGUAGACUUGCUUUAGUUCAGGAAAAGCAUGUUAUUUUACUGCGCUCAAAGUAAGAAAUGAACAGGAAGUCUCACUCGAUGUACAGCGCCGGUGUCCCAAAAAAAACGCUACUAGUCGCUAGUCUUUGAAUUCAAAAAAGCCAUAUUUCGUUGAAUUAGUCUUACAAGUAUAAUUGCUUCGGAAUAAUUAGCGCGCUGUGAAACAAAGAUUUUUCACUAAGGGACAUGAUCGAAAAACUCACAGAAAUAUGCAGUGUUGUGCAAAUUGUGAACAGCUUCGUUCAAUUGCAAAAUGACUAAAUGGUUCCCUGAACGACAGAGCGACGUGUAUUUGUUGCUCUAGAGUAUCAGAGGACGCACAGUUUAAUUUGAAUUUCAAAAACUAAAGGGUUUUUUUGGGACACCGUGUAGAACGAUAUAUGAUACCACAUGUGAUAAUUUAUAGAAAAGUCCAACUUUUUAUUCAGUAAUCGCGAAUACUGAACUGCUUUGUAAAGGUGAUAAUUCGAUUUCAAAUUGUCAAACGUGAACAAAUAUCUCGACAAUCUUCUGGAAGUAUCUCGAAAUCUCGACUUAUUAAAACGUUUUAUGCGAAAUUGAGCACCGUUCUACAAUGUAGUUUUAAUAUAGGUCAGAAUUUCAAUAAUCACCUUUGUAAUCAUACCGUAAUGGCUAAUGCUUAUUAAUACAAUACAAGUUAUAUAACGUCAGCUCCUUGCUUGGCAUUCCGCACUGUAUUCCUAGUAGUUUUUGGCACUAUUUAACAAUUA